This is a messenger RNA of Humulus lupulus (European hop), 1088 nucleotides long. RefSeq names its product protein ENHANCED DISEASE RESISTANCE 2-like. The transcript has a single exon. NCBI's taxonomy places the organism in Eukaryota, Viridiplantae, Streptophyta, Magnoliopsida, Rosales, Cannabaceae. Bases 41 to 952 code for a protein of 303 amino acids. The record is from RefSeq and is a predicted model, not a curated record.
UUUCACUCUCACUACUCUGAAAAACUCUUCUCUCAAAAUCAUGUGCCCAACUAAGCACAAACACCGGAGCUCCGGCGCCGAAAUCGCCGGCCGAAGCUCCAGUUCCGACGAAUCCACCACCGGAGCUACCGAUUGGAUGACGGAUUCGAUCAAUGGCGGAUCUCUACGUAACGUUGACCUUCACACCGGCAUCAACGGCUGGGCUUCACCACCAGGUAACCUCUUCUCACUCAGAGCCAAGAAUUACCUUACAAAACGACAAAAAUCUCCGGCCGGCGAUUAUCUACUAUCUCCGAUCGGCAUGGACUGGCUCAAAUCCAGUACUAAACUCGAUAACGUACUUGGUCGGUCCGAUAAUCGCGUGGCGAACGCGCUCCGGAGAUCUCAAGGUCAAGGAAAAUCUCUAAAGAGCUUCAUCUUUGCCGUGAAUCUCCAAGUUCCUGGUAAGGACCAGCAUAGCGCCGUGUUCUACUUCGCCACAGACGAUCCUAUCCCUCCCGGUUCGCUCCUAUACCGAUUCGUCAACGGCGACGAUGCGUUUCGAAACCAACGGUUCAAGAUCGUGAAUAGGAUCGUGAAAGGUCCGUGGAUCGUGAAGAAGACGGUGGGGAAUUACAGCGCUUGUUUAUUAGGUAAGGCAUUGAACUGUAAUUACCACAGAGGACCGAACUAUCUGGAGAUCGACGUCGAUAUCGGAAGCUCCGCCAUAGCCAGCGCGAUUCUCCACCUCGCGCUGGGGUACGUUACGAGCGUUACAAUCGACAUGGGGUUUCUGGUGGAGGCGCAGACCGAGGAAGAGUUGCCGGAGAGAUUAGUUGGUGCGGUGAGGGUUUGCCAGAUGGAGAUGUCGUCAGCCGCUGUGGUCGACGCGCCUCACGCGCCGAGUGUGGUGCGUGGUUUUGCGAAGGUGAAUCAUCAUAGGUCGGGCGACGGUAACUACGACGAUGAAUAAUAGAACCUUUUAAUUAAUUAAUAAAUUAAUUAAUUAGAUAUUUUUAAUCCGUUUUCUUUUUAAAAUUAUUUAUUUUAAUUUUCUGCUUUUUUGUAAUUGUGAUUUAAGAAUCCCUUUAAUAAUGGGCUUACUUGGA